Exophiala viscosa is the source of this 1798-nucleotide messenger RNA. RefSeq lists its product as uncharacterized. Bases 153 to 1652 code for a protein of 499 amino acids. Lineage: Eukaryota; Fungi; Ascomycota; Eurotiomycetes; Chaetothyriales; Herpotrichiellaceae. The transcript has a single exon. The record is from RefSeq and is a predicted model, not a curated record.
GCCUAAACUAAGCCUGGAAAAAAAUGACGGCGAACUUUUGACCGUUAAGCGUCAAACAUUCCGGCGGCACGCUUUUAGACGCAAACAAACAGCCGCCCACGAGUUCUGGUUGUGUUCAAGAGCGCUUGCUACAAUCGUUACAUGUAUUCCCGAUGACGGCUGACUCGGUACGACUCCAUAUAACUCCUCUAACUCCCGAUCUACUCCAUGCUGUGGUCGGACCAAGGCUGCUUGAUUCAGUCUCCAACGUUUCCUACCAUACGCUCCAGACAUUUCCGGAAAAUAGUUACGGCUACCUGGAUAUCCCCACGAUGGAGGCUGAAAGAAUAAAGAAAAAGCUUAAUGGCGCUAUUUUGAAGGGAAAGAAAAUAAAGAUCGAGGAAGCUCGCCCUAAGAAACGCAGGCGUGUCGAAGAGACGGAGGAGGAACAUCCCGAUACCAAAGCCGUGAAAGUGUCUAGGAAGGCGAAAAAAGAGCCUGAUGUGAUCGCUGGACAUGCGCUGCCCUCAGAUCGCAAGGUAAAGCGCGGCUGGACCGAGGCGAAGCCUUCGAAGUCGAGUAAGAAAGACAAGGGGAAAACUUCGUCUGCUGCGUCGAAAUACUCUGAUAAAGAUGAGUUACUGUUUCGCACGCAGCUACCUCCCAACAAGACAGAUGUCGGAUUGCGAGAUAGGGAAAAGAGCAAGUCAAAGAAGAGGCCUGGCGAAAGUGUGGUACACGAAUUCGAAAAGUCCACAGCGCAACCAUCUUUCCUCAGACAAGAUGUUGGUCAGCAUUCUAAAGUCAACUUGGAAUAUAUCGAAGGACAGGGAUGGGUCGACGAGGAUGGACAUGUUGUCGAGCAAGAGAGCGAGCGGGUUGCAAGAUCACGUCGCGCCAUCAAAAGUGCCGCUACCACCAAUCGAAAGGGAGUAGAGCAAGUUGAAGUCGCCUCGGGGAAUGAAAGUCAACAUUCCGAUGAAGACAGUCCAACUAAGGGUGAAAAGGGAGGGGAAGAAGAAGAAGAAGAAAGCCAGGAACAUCCGGUGAAUCAAUACGAUGAUGAGACAAGCAGUUCGGGCUCUUCGUCUGAGUCUGAUUCAGACAUCGAAUCGGAACAAUCUGCGGUUGAUACAGAGAAAGCAUCGUCUGCAAUACCAGAGUCUGCUGAAGCAAAGAAGGCUGCGGAGGUCCACCCACUCGAAGCGCUAUUCAAGAAGCCAAGCAAACCGACCACAUCUGAUGUUGCAAAGCCAUCGCUAGAGGUGUCAACGUCAUUUUCAUUUUUUGAAUCUGGCAACGAAGAUGAUAUCGAGGAAGAGACUAGCAUGCCAGGGACACCCUUCAGCUCGCAGGACAACCGAUCCAGGAGUCUGCGAAGUGCAGCUCCCACACCUGAUACGGCGCAUCCAAGUCGAUUCAACAGCUUCGGCAGUUCUGGGCUGCCAGGCGAUGAGGAGAUGGAAGCCGACGAUGAAGAGGCGACUCCGACCGGACAGGGCGGUCUGCGCAAGCAGCCCAACGAGACGCCAUCACGGCAGCAGAGUGACUUUGAGAAGAAGUUCUGGGAGAACCGGGGCGAGAACAAUCGGGCGUGGAAGUUGAGACGGCGGACUGUGUUGAAAGAGAAAAGGCAGCGCGAGAACAAGGCACGACGACCCAGGAAUUGGUAAUUUAGCGCGCAUCCUACAAAGCAAGUUAGAAAAAGCAAUGAAUGUCUUGCUUCAGAUUAUUCUUCGAGGUUCCCUUAUCAAUUAAGACUGUUGGCUGAGUGAAACGUGGCACCACGGCAAGCAUGGAUGAAAAUGCUCACCUCUUU